GCAGGAAAGAGGGCUAUAAGGGCCGUAGCCGGGCCGGCGGGAGCCAGCCAGGCCAUGGCGGAUGUCCCCGGGGCGCAGCGACCCGUUCUCAGCGGCAGCCCAGAGCCCCGCGAUCCCCUGGACUGCUGGGCCUGCGCUGUGCUGGUAACCGCUCAGAACCUAAUGGUGGCUGCCUUCAAUCUCCUCCUGCUGGCGCUGGUGCUGGGGACCAUCUUGCUACCCGCUGUCACCAUGCUAGGCUUCGGCUUCCUCUGCCACUCCCAGUUCCUACGCUCCCAGGCACCCCCUUGCACCGCGCACCUGCGGGACCCGGGCUUCACCGCCCUGCUGGUUACCGGAUUCCUGCUCCUCGUCCCGCUGCUCGUGCUUGCCCUAGCCAGCUACCGCCGCCUCUGUCUACGCCUCCGCCUGGCCGACUGCCUCGUGCCCUACAGCCGGGCGCUCUAUCGGCGCCGGCGGGUCCCGCAGCCACGGCAAACUCGGGCCUCACCCGGGUCCCAAGCUGUUCCUACGCCGGGGAAGGUUUGGGUCUGAGGAGCCUCGAGUCAAGAACAACAGUAGGGCUGUCCUCCCUUCCUGUGGGCCCAAGGACUCGAAGCCAGGAUCUUCUGCCCUCCCCCUACCUCUACUUGAGCCAGGUCCUAGCUUCCCUUUGGGGGACAGCAGCCUCUGUGGACCCAGUGCUGGUGAAAACUCCAUGCCCCAGAAAACCUGCUUUCCUCUGACUACCCACAUUUGAAUCAUAAACAUCUGGGCUGGACCCUCCACGCUCUCCUACUUCCUUAAGGUGAAUAGGACAACUGAACCUGUGCCCUCCUUUUUAGCUACAGCUCCUCUAGAAUUUUACAGGGCUGAGGAGCAGUGCUGGAGGUGAAGAAAAACACAUCAAUAAAGAAUUUAU
Molecule: messenger RNA, 901 nt
Organism: Sciurus carolinensis (gray squirrel)
Lineage: Eukaryota; Metazoa; Chordata; Mammalia; Rodentia; Sciuridae
Gene: Tmem88
Product: transmembrane protein 88
Exons: 2
Coding region: 55-534 (159 amino acids)
Biological process (GO): negative regulation of canonical Wnt signaling pathway
Cellular component (GO): plasma membrane
Molecular function (GO): PDZ domain binding
Source: RefSeq, a predicted model, not a curated record